Molecule: messenger RNA, 684 nt
Organism: Ostreococcus lucimarinus CCE9901
Lineage: Eukaryota; Viridiplantae; Chlorophyta; Mamiellophyceae; Mamiellales; Bathycoccaceae
Exons: 1
Coding region: 1-684 (227 amino acids)
Biological process (GO): purine nucleotide metabolic process
Cellular component (GO): cytosol
Molecular function (GO): GMP kinase activity
Source: RefSeq, a predicted model, not a curated record
AUGGCGCGACCGCUCGUCGUCGUCGGACCGUCCGGCGUGGGGAAAGGGACGCUGAUCGCGAUGCUUCAGCGAGAGUUUCCCGAUAAAUUCGGGUUCUCGGUGAGUCACACGACGCGGUCGCCUCGACCGGGAGAGGUGCACGGAACGCAUUAUAAUUUCGUCGACAAGUCGACGAUGGAGCGAGACAUCGAGAAUGGAAAGUUUUUAGAGUACGCGCACGUGCAUCAGAAUAUCUACGGCACCUCGUUCGCGGCGGUGAAAACCGUGACGAAAAGUGGAAGGAUCUGCCUGCUCGACAUCGACGUCCAAGGGGCAGAGUUAGUGAAGAAAUCCGAUUUGAACGCCGCAUACGUCUUCAUAGCGCCGCCGUCGAUGGAGGAACUCGAACGCCGUCUUCGCGGUCGAGGCACAGAGAGCGAAGACGCCGUGUUGAAGCGUCUCGAAAACGCUCGUAACGAAAUGGCGAAAAAAGACGUUGAGGGCUUCUUCGACGCCGUCAUCGUGAACGACGACGUGGACAAGGCGUACGAGGCUUUAAAAUCUGUCAUCGCCGCCCACGUGGAAACCGGCGCGUCCUCUGCGUCCUCUCGCGACGCCGUCUUAAAGUACGGUCCCUCCGCGUUCGCCAUCGCGUGCGCCAUCGCCAUCGCCGCGAGAGUUUUCAUCAACAAGGGCGGUCCUUAG